CUCAGCUGUUCUCAGUUGCACUGGGUGCCUUGUGGUGUUGUGACAGAGCUGUGUUGCAUUGAGUGAGACUAAACUAUCUCAAAGGAGCGCUAAGUAGAGUGGGAGACAAAAAGAAGCCAAACCAUUGAGGACUCACCAGGCAGAUGGAAUGAACAGCUGAAACAAUUUGGACCAGUUUUACUUUUUUGUGGCUAAAGGUGCGGCCAAGUAACAUCAUGGAUGGGUUAUACACCUACAUUCUGCUUAGAUGCCAAAGGUGAAAGGAUCAUGGGGAUUCUCUGGGGUGCCAUAACACUUCUGUGUGGGGUGGCUGUGCUUAGAACAGAGGGCAGCGGACCCACACAAACCAAAAAUAACGUGCCUCGGCUAAAACUCUCUUAUAAAGAGAUGUUGGAGACUAAUAAUCUUGUGACAUUUGAAGGCCUGGCUAACAGUUCGGGUUACCACACUGUCUUGCUGGAUGAGGAAAAGGGAAGGCUCCUGGUGGGAGCCAAGGAUCACAUCUUUUCUUUUAACCUCCUCAACAUAAGCAAAGACAAGGCACAGAUCCCCUGGACUGCUUCUCCCACUAGAAGAGAUGAAUGCAAGUGGGCAGGGAAAGAUCUCCUGAGAGAAUGUGCACAUUUCAUCAAAGUUCUGCAACCUUUCAACCAGAGCCACUUCUAUGUUUGUGGGACAGGAGCCUUCCACCCUGUAUGCUCCUACCUGGAAGUGGGAAAGAAACCAGAGGAUGGUAUUUUCAGACUGGUUCCCCAUGUAGAAAAUGGCAGAGGGAAGAGUCCCUAUGACCCUAAGCUCCUCACCGCUUCAAUGCUAAUUGAUGGGGAGCUGUAUGCUGGAACAUCAGCCGACUUCAUGGGGCGGGACUUUGCCAUCUUUCGCACUCUUGGCAAACAUCAUCCGAUCAGAACAGAGCAACACGACUCCAGGUGGCUAAAUGAUCCUAGAUUUGUAGGUGUCCAUCUGAUCCCAGAAAAUGACAAUCCAGAGGAUGACAAAAUCUACCUGUUCUUUAGAGAGAAUGCUAUGGAUGGAGAACACGCUGGAAAAGCCACAUAUGCUCGCAUUGGACAGCUCUGCAAAAAUGACCUCGGGGGCCACAGAAGCCUAGUAAAUAAAUGGACAACUUUCCUGAAAGCCCGACUGAUUUGCUCUGUGCCGGGCAGUAAUGGGAUCGACACACAUUUUGAUGAACUACAGGACGUCUUUCUCAUAAGCACUAAGGAUCCUAAGAGCCCAGUAAUCUAUGGAGUAUUUACAACUUCCAGCAAUGUCUUUAAAGGUUCAGCGGUGUGUAUGUACAGCAUGGCAGAUAUAAGAAGAGCUUUCUUGGGUCCAUAUGCUCAUAGGGACGGACCCAGCUAUCAGUGGGUCCCCUUUCAGGGACGUGUACCUUACCCCCGACCUGGCACAUGCCCUAGCAAAACAUUUGGUGGAUUUGACACAACCAAGGACCUUCCUGACGAAGUGGUCACUUUUGCCAGAAGUCACCCGGCCAUGUUUAAUCCUGUCUAUCCAAUUAAUAAUAAACCAAUAAUAGUCAAAACAGAUGUAGACUACCAGUUCACUAAAAUGGUAGUGGAUAAGGUGGAAGCUGAAGAUGGCUUGUAUGAUGUUAUGUUCAUCGGCACAGACAUAGGAACAGUUCUGAAAGUUGUGGCCAUCCCAAGAAAUUCAUGGCAUGACCUGGAAGAAGUGUUAUUGGAAGAAAUGACUGUAUUCAGAGAACCAGUUGCAAUUACAGCCAUGGAACUUUCAACAAAACAGCAACAACUCUAUCUUGGAUCAGACAUCGGUGUGUCUCAGAUGCCUCUACACCGUUGUGAGGUUUAUGGAAAGGCCUGUGCUGAAUGCUGCUUGGCGAGGGACCCUUACUGUGCAUGGGAUGGCACAGAAUGCUCUAGAUACUUUCCAAUGGCAAAGAGGAGAACAAGACGGCAAGAUAUCAGGAACGGAGACCCACUCACCCAGUGCUCAGACCUGCAGCAACAAGAUGAACUCAGCGGACAGGCAACUGUCCAUGAUAGAACUGUCUAUGGUGUGGAAAACAGCAGCACUUUCCUGGAAUGUGUCCCCAAGUCCCAGAGAGCCACUACAUACUGGCAGUAUCAGCGCUCCGCUGAUGAACGCAAACAAGAAAUCAAGUCAGAGGAGCGUUUCGUUCGAACAGAACAAGGUCUUCUGAUCCGCACUCUUGACAAGAAGGAUUCAGGCAUCUAUCUGUGCCAGGCAGUGGAACAUGGCUUCAUGCAGAUAGUCUUAAAGGUUCACCUGGAAGUGAUUGACGCAGAGCGGCUGGAGGAUCUUUUGCAUCAUGAUGAAGAUACAGCUACCACUGUCCCAGCUCAGGACUUUUCUUUGUCGAGAGAAACUCCCAGUCAAAAACUUUGGUACAGGGACUUUCUGUCUUUAGUCAAUCACCCAACUCUGAAUAGUGUUGAUGACUUCUGUGAUCAAGUUUGGAAAAGAGAGAGAAAGCACAAGCGACAGAAAGCUCACCAUGUCCAAAAAGUACAAACACACCAUCAGCAGCCGCAGCAGAAGGCUGCGCCGGGUCCUCACAGCAACAUGCCUGCUCAGGGCCUGGCAUCCAAGUGGAAGCACCUUCAAGAACGACAGAAGGGUCGCAACCGCAGGACCCAUGAACUGGAGCGGGCCCCUCGCAGUGUCUGACCCAUACAGUUUGACUUUGACCACGACACUUCAGAUCACUCCCAGAUCAUAUUCUGUAUACCUUAAACUGUUUGGUUUUUGAAACAUACAUGUCCUACACACACUGAACAUAAAAUAAAUAAAUAAAUGCUGCUCUUAUCUGCAAACUAGUGUGAUCUAAGUGUGGGCAGUUUUGUUUACAGCCCACAGAAAAAAAAAAAGGAAUGCUGUUGUAUCAUCGAAGAUUGUUGGAGCAUAUCAUCUCUGCUGGCCUCAGUGACAUGAACAAUGCAGAGCGGUAGGACCACUCCGCACAAAACAAUGGACAAAUGUGCCCAUCCUGUAGACAUGACUGGCAAUGAGAUGCGGUCAUUGUAAUGUAGUUAGGUGAUGUUUCUAAGUUUGCAAAAUGUCUAAAAUAACAAAAAUUAUAUACUGUAUUUUACCUCACACAACAAUGAGACUGGGUGAAGUUGUUUAUGGGAAUAAAUGAACUUGCAAGUCUAUUACAUUGAUAAGUUACACAGUUCAAAAAAUGCAAUGAGAAUUAACGUCCAUUACAAAAGUAUUUAUACUCCUCAAAGUUUUUCACAUUUAGUCAUCUCACAAUCAGAAACAUCAGUUUAUUUUAGGGGGCAUUCUUCUAAUCAAUAAAUAGUACUGCAUAGUUUGAAGUGUAAGGAAAAAGAUGCACAUUCUAAUAGCUCUACACCAUUUUGCUCCCAUGUUUCAGUGUAGGGAAGAAAUAUUGAAGGUCUCUUCCAACUUUCUGACAACACUUUUUCCCUAUUAAUUAUUAAAUACCAGAUUAUGUGUGUUAUGUGCCUAAAAAACUCCAGUUGUCCUCUUGACAUAUUCUCCCAUGUGCUGCUUAUCUCUGCAGCUCCUUCAGACAUAUCAUUGGCCUCUUUGCCUCUGUACUAGUUCACCCUCUUCUUCCUUGACCUAUUAAUUUGUGCAGACAGCCAUGUCUUUUUAGCUAUGCAAUUGGUGCCAUACUCUCUAAAUUUUUGGAUGACGUAUUAAAUGUUGCAUACUCUAACUUUGCCUUAAUAACCUCCAUGAUGUUGUCUGUGCGCUAAUGUUCUAUACCUCUGAGUAAACCUCUGAGGCAUUUACAGAAACAUUGCAAUUAAAUUGCGUCCAUACAUGCAGAGUGAUGAUUGUUAAGACUGGGGACCUUGAAUAAAUCAUUUUAGUCUUCAGUAAAAAAAAAAGAAAAAUUGCUGAUACAUGGAGCUUUCACUACACAUGAGAUAAUAUCAUACAAUCAAAUUUAUUGCAGGAUAAACAUUUUAGGUUCACAUUACUAAACAAAAUUAAAAUCAUGUAUCUUCUUCCUUAUACUUUUUCAUUUUGCUCUACUUACAAAAAGUGCUAAGGUGAUGAAUGUUGACACUUGUAACGUCGCAUAGCAAUGUGGAAAGGUUCAGUGAGUAUAAAUACUUUUCCAUGGUGAUUUAGUAAGUAAUUCAAUGAACAAUUAGUUUUGAAUUAGUCAGUGUUAAAUGAAAAUCCAGUUAUUAUUGGUUCUCCAAUGCAACUCCUGUCAACAUGUGUAAAUACUGUAUUCUAUAAUAAUCUUAUCACAAGAAAGGGAAUGAAUUUCAAUUAUCUAGUUUGUGUUACUUGCCCAAAGUAGAAAUCUACUUAUGAGACAUAGUUUGCAGAACAUUUGUAAACAGGAAAGUUUUGUACUUGUAUGUGUGUUUGUGUGUCCGUGCCCUAGAUAAGCUUCCUAGACAAAGACAUUUUAUUAUUUUCAAUCUGAAUCGUUCCAAUUUUAGCAUUUUGAAAACCGCAUUGUCUCACUUUCCAAAUGCUGAGCAGAGUUCUUCCAUGUUUAUUUAAUUAUUCUGUCAGUCAGCUUUGUUUCUACACCCGUGCAUAUUUAUUGUCAAACAUUUCUGUACAUUGUGAUAUAUUAUAAGCAGGCAUUUUUUUCUAACGUGUUUCUGUUACUGGACCACUUAGGUAAAAAUAAAAAAUAAAUUUUAUCACAUGUAGAAGAUUUUAAGUAUUUUAUUAGUUAUCACGUGCAUUAAAUGUCAAAUGCAUUGGGCAAUAUGCCAGUAUACAGUCAUGUACUUUUAACACAUCCAUAUUUUAUGCAGACAUUGCAGUGUGACACAGUAAAUUCACUGCAUGUAGCAUAAGAAUAAAAUUGACUAAAACCAUCACUGCACAGUGCACAAACACAAACCCUGAAUGUAACUGUGAAAAAUAAAUACUAUGGUCUAUAUUAAUCAACUAUACCACUGUGUAGUAGUGCAUGUGAAUACUGGUGUAGUGUUCUUGUUCUACCAUAGCGAUGAUAAACUAGUCUAAUGUUGUCACCUUUAAGCUGUUUCUUGCUUAUGCUGUAGUACACAAUAGGAGCGAUUUGAAAAAUGCCUUCCUGCUUCUGUUAGUGCUCCAAACAGUGUACAUGUUAUAAACAGGAACUCAACAAGAUUUCCCCAUGGACCCCAGUCUCCACAUGCCAGUUUAUCUUACAAUGGACAAUGAUAAUUUUCGCUUUGCACAAACAUUGCCCUGUCAGAUGACUGCGACUGUGUGCAAGCUUCAUCCACUUUUGGAAGGAAGAUGAGAAGCAGCUGGAAGUGUCCUUGGGAGAUUUUUAGUCUCAAAAUGAAUGAGACAAGCUGAACAGCAGAGUCGUGGAUGCACGCGUGAUAAGAUUAUCAUUAUGAGAAGGAAAUAUAUGGGGCUUGUCGGAUGAACAGUGGGAGUGAGGAAAUUAAGUGCUGCUGUUGCUGAUUUUUGGCAUGAUGUAUUCUCCUGAUGUAAUAAAUGUCUCUUCAUGAAAUGCUGCAUUCAUUAAAUCUGCUUUUGAUAGUUA
Messenger RNA from Poeciliopsis prolifica (blackstripe livebearer), 5494 nucleotides. It is a transcript of the gene sema3ab, whose product is annotated as sema domain, immunoglobulin domain (Ig), short basic domain, secreted, (semaphorin) 3Ab. Lineage: Eukaryota; Metazoa; Chordata; Actinopteri; Cyprinodontiformes; Poeciliidae. The coding region runs from base 220 to 2673 and encodes 817 amino acids. The record is from RefSeq and is a predicted model, not a curated record. The transcript has 18 exons. Gene Ontology annotation, molecular function: chemorepellent activity; neuropilin binding; semaphorin receptor binding. Gene Ontology annotation, biological process: negative regulation of axon extension involved in axon guidance; neural crest cell migration; semaphorin-plexin signaling pathway.